AAAUUACAAUAUACAACCAACACAACAUAAACAUAUUCCACAAAUUAUCAUGGCAGCCUCUCAUUUCAUCAUCACCACAUCUCUUUUUACUGUUUCUCUCUUUUUAAUUUCCUCCCUUUAAAACUCCCAUCUUCUUUUUUCACACACACACACACUCACCUUUCUCUUUCCACACACUAUUAUAUAUAUAUACAUACAUAUAUGAUGGCCGAGGGAUUCGGACAAUAUCAUGUCCCACAACAAAGCAGAAGAGAUAAGCUGAGAGUUAGCAACCAACCAGUGUGCAUAGAUGCAUCAGCUUUAAUCCCCUUCUACGAUCCGUCGCUAAUCUCUUCUGAUUUGAUCAACCCUGCUAACCUACACCGCCAAAGUUACAGUCUUGGCCAUAACAGCGGCGGCGGCGGCGGCGGCGGCGCCGGAGUUAAAGAAGAGGGCAUGAAUCUGAUGGGUUUUCUUGGUGGAAUGAACAUAAAUCAUAUGUACUCGGAUCCACAGUUGUCGGUACAGUUAAACCCUAGCUCUAUCCAAGACAUCACCUGCAACCCACCACCACCACCACCUUGCCCGUACGCCGCCGCUGCGCCGCCCCACUAUUACAGCUUCCACGGAAACCAAACAGCCACCCAUCAUCAAGAAUUGCCCAACAGCACUACUAACGGCAACGGCCAGAGCUUGUCCUUAUCUUUGUCCUCGCACCACCACCACCACCAACAUCUACCCCUGGAGCUGAAUCUGCAGCAGAGAUACGACGAUUCUUCCUCAUCUCCGACGAUGUUCGGAGAAAAUAAAGUUAGUGGUGACGACGGAGGAGCAACGCCGUACGUAGUCAGCAAGCUGCAGGGUGGUUCUUUCACCUCAAUUGAUCAACUGUCGAAAAGUUUUGUGCCUUUAGGGCCCUUCACCGGUUACGCUUCUGUGUUGAAGGGAUCAAGAUUUCUGAAACCCGCGCAGCAAUUGAUGGAAGAGCUUUGCGAUGCCGGCCGGGUUUUUUAUUCCGACAAAUCGGUUUUCUCGGACAACCCUCCUCCGUUGGAGGCCUCCCCCGGUUUCGGUGACAGCACUACUUGUGUCGUUGUCGAUGAUAAUUGCAGCGAUGGGAGUGAGCAAACUCGGAAGAAAUCGAGGUUACUUUCGAUGCUCGACGAGGUUUAUAAGAGGUACAAGCAGUAUUACCAGCAAAUGCAAGCUGCCGUAGCAGCAUUCGAAUCGGUAGCUGGACUAAGCACAGCAAGCCCGUUUGCCAAUUUGGCGUUAAAGGCCUUAUCGAAACAUUUCAGAUGUUUGAAGAACGCAAUUACCGAUCAACUCCAGUUCACAUCUUCCAAAUCACACGGUGGCAAAUCGAACUACGAGAGGGAGGACACUACUCAAAGACCGGAAAAUUCCGGUAGGGGUAGUUUCGUCCAAAGACCAUUUCACCUCGAUCAAACUACUGUAUGGCGUCCUCAGAGAGGACUCCCCGAGCAUGCUGUUACUGUCCUCCGUGCCUGGCUGUUCGAACACUUUCUCCAUCCUUAUCCAACCGACACCGACAAACUAAUGUUGGCAAAGCAAACAGGCCUUUCGAGGAAUCAGGUUUCGAACUGGUUUAUAAACGCAAGAGUAAGGCUUUGGAAACCGAUGGUGGAGGAAAUACACACGCUCGAAACUCAUCAGGGCACCCAAAAGCCUAAUAAUAAUAAUAAUAAUAAUAAUAAUAAUAAUAAUAAUAAUAAUAAUAAUAAUAAUAAUAAUUCCCAAAGAGAGGAUCAACAACAACAAACAUCCAACAAUCUGAACGACCGUCACUUGAUGAAUAUGCCUACAAUCGACGAGUGUGAAAACGCAUCCACCUCGGUACAGAGAAUCGGGGAGUUCAGUUUGAAACGUACUCGAGAUACGGGCCCCGCUGAAGCCCGUCAAGGAAACGAGGCGGGCCCGAUCAGAUCAGUUCCAUAUGGCAGCAAUCUAGUAAUGCACAAUUCUUCUUCUCAUCACCUGCAUGUUGCUGGCGGUGGUGGUGUUUCGUUGACGUUAGGACUUCAUCAGAAUGGAGUGGGAUUGGGGGAAUCAUACCCUAUGCAUGCGGCGCGUCGAUUUGGGCUGGACUUGCAUGGGGACGGAUAUCAGGUGAGAGGAUUUGCAGCGCAAAAUCGACAGUUUGGGAGGGAUGUUAUGGAUGGACAGAUGAUGCAUGAUUUUGUUGGCUGAGCAUACUCUCUCUCUCUCUCUAUAGCUAUAGCCUAUAUAUAUAUAUAUAUUUAUGGUCAUUGUGCAAUUAAUGUUUAUUAUUUGAAAUUAUUGAACUUUUUGUUGGUGGCAGGUAAUGUAAAAAUUGGUACCCUUCUGCAAUGAAUAUUGUAUCAUCUUCCUUGGCAUUAUUAAUUUGUACUUUAAUUGAUUAA
This is a messenger RNA of Erythranthe guttata (spotted monkey flower), 2384 nucleotides long. RefSeq names its product BEL1-like homeodomain protein 9. Lineage: Eukaryota; Viridiplantae; Streptophyta; Magnoliopsida; Lamiales; Phrymaceae. The record is from RefSeq and is a predicted model, not a curated record. Gene Ontology annotation, biological process: regulation of DNA-templated transcription. Gene Ontology annotation, molecular function: DNA binding.